Molecule: messenger RNA, 1290 nt
Organism: Chrysemys picta bellii (western painted turtle)
Lineage: Eukaryota; Metazoa; Chordata; Testudines; Emydidae
Source: RefSeq, a predicted model, not a curated record
CCAAUGAGCGCCCUGGGCCGGGCCGAACCCAAAGGGGCGGGACAGAGGCCUGUUCAAACCGGUGGCGGCGGCCGGGGCUGAGCGCUGCGGAGCGCGCCGGGAUGGUGAACCUGCCUGGCGCAAUGCAAGCAAACGAGUUUGACUCAUCUGAUGAAGAGCCUAUUCAAGAUGAUCAGACACCAUUUCAGAUAUCAUGGUUAGCCCUGUCAGCUGUCUAUUGUUCUCAGUUUCUGGGAGUAUGUUCUCUGCCAGGUACGUUAGCCCUGUCGGCUGUCUAUUGUUCUCAGUUUCUGGGAUGUCUUGGUUUGUUGGCAGAAGAAUUAAAGGGGUAUGGGACACAGGAUAUAUUUGUGCUCUGUACCAGAGGAGAACUCUCAAAGUAUCGGGUGCCAAACCUACUAAACUCCUACCAGCAGCAUGGGAUUAUUGUGCAUCACCAUCCUAUUCUUGAUGGAGACACUCCUGACAUCGCCAACUGCUGUACCAUUCUGGAAGAACUAAGGGGCUGUCUGGAAAACAACCGGAAAACGUUAAUACACUGUUACGGAGGACUUGGACGCUCAUGUCUCAUAGCUGCAUGUCUUUUGCUUCAAUUAUCUGAUGCAAUGGAACCCCAAGAGGCAAUAGAGAGCCUCCGAGACUUAAGAGGAUCUGGGGCAAUACAGACAAUAAAGCAAUACAACUAUCUCCAUGACUUUCGAGAGAACCUGGCUGCACAUCUGUCAACAAAAGAUGCAAUAUUAAGAUCAGUAUCACGAUAAACUAAUAUUGGCAUUAUGGUAUAGCUGUUGUGUACAUAUGGUAUUUUGGCUGAGUACAAGUUCUACGUAAAAAGACAUCUCUCACCUACAUGACCUUUAAUACCACUUUAUUAGUCACUGCUUCUGGCAAAGUAUUAUCCUAACACCCCAUCUCUCUACUGUAAAUAGAUACAAGACUGGUGCUGGAAAGGGUCUUGUAAGCUAUAGUAAUAUCCUGCAUUUCAAACUUCCAAGGACUAAUUUCUAAGUUCAUUCUCUACAAAUAUUUCCACACAUGAAGGGAGAAAUGUUAUGCUGGUGUCCCCUCCAUUUCUAAUGGGCUUGUUUUAGUACAGUAACUUCAGCAGUUCACUGCUGAUGUAUUAAUUCCCUUCAUCAAGUAUGUCCUUAGCAGUAUACAAGUUUCAACACUCUGAACUAGUAUUUUGGUUUUUAAAUUUUGGCCUUUUCUGUAUGUUGCAUUUUAUGUAUUUACUGAAUGGAGGUAUUACAGGGGAUGUCAAAUAAGAAAUAAAACGAAUGCAUUAUC